Serinus canaria (Common canary) is the source of this 8665-nucleotide messenger RNA. RefSeq names its product ring finger protein 44 (gene RNF44). Bases 5735 to 7063 code for a protein of 442 amino acids. The record is from RefSeq and is a predicted model, not a curated record. Lineage: Eukaryota; Metazoa; Chordata; Aves; Passeriformes; Fringillidae. The transcript is spliced from 11 exons.
UGAUAGGUGCCAGGGGGGCACCUGAGUGCUGGCCAAGGGCUGCCCAGCACUUUGAUGUCCACUCUGUGGGCUCUGCCCAGAUGUUCUCUGUGCAGCUCUGGCUGCUGCUUUGUCCCUCUAUCUGCUGCCAGGGCACUGGAAGAUCCUGCUGCAGUGGAGGGAGAGGCUUGCAGGGGUGGUGAGAGCCAUCUGGAGCCUACUGGCCUGGCAGGGGGAAGGUGUUGUGUGGCAGGGCAGCAGCAGAGUGCUGGGAAGGGCAGGAAACACUGAGCCUGUGUGCCUGGGUCUCAGUGACGAGUCUCUUCCUCUUUGCGUGCAGGGAGGUCAGAGAGGUGGCGGCUGCUCUUGGUUCCCAGCUGGUGCUUGUGGUGGGCUCUGGCUCCAGCUGUCAGCUGUGGGAGCUGAGCCUUGUCCCUCUUCACUGUGCAGCAAACAGGGAGAUGUCACCCUGCUGGCAUGCUUUUCCCUUAGGGUCAUGGCUGCAUUCCUGGGGCCCUUCACUGGAGUGGGAGUGUCGCUGCUGCCUCUGUUCUUGCCAGGUGCUCACUCCAACCUUUGAAGCCACUCAUGUCAGUGGUGUUCCCCUGAGCAGUGAAACACACUGUCCCUGCCUGCUGGGCUGUGUGGCUCCCUUUGGUGAGUGAGGAGCAAGGAAUGGGGUAGAAGACUUUGUGAAUCCCAUUGAUCUGCACCAUGGAAGCUGUAUGUUUGCAUCUGCCUGUCCAGGACCAGGGCCCUGUGAGGGGAAUUGAUCAAGCUGUAAAACCUAGAGCCAGCUAAUGAAAUAGGGACUAUAGAUUUUUAUUUUAAAUGAAAGAGAGUUUAGGAGAGAUUUAAUUAUCCUUGGUUUAUGGACCUGUUAGAGGAAUGAAAUAACAGCUGGCAGGUAAGGGUUGGGCUUCAUCUUGCAUCACUUUUCUCCCAGGUUGUCUGCAGAACUGCCCAAGUCCUGCCACCCAGGGUAGAGUAGGGAAUGAUGUAAAGUCACUUGGAGCAGAGUUAGACAGGGUGAAGUCCUGCUUAUCCUGCUGGGUGUCCCUGCUUCCUGCUGGGAGUACGUGUGCUGAAAUAGCUGAGGGGCUGGCCCUGGGCAGUUGGGGCUGGUGUAAGAACAGCUGUCCUUGGUCCCUGGGGCUUGGUGUGGGCCGGUCCUUGUGCUAAUGGACAGCAGAGAGUUCAGGAGCCCUGUACUCACUGGGUUGUCUCCCUGUAGGUGUCAUUAUCCAGGGGCUGUGGGCACUGAGCUCUCACCGACACUCGUGUACCUAUGCAGUGUGUGGAGUUUAUAAAGAAGAGCUGCAGAGCACUGGGAUUUGCUGGGCUCAGCUGUGUGUUGGACACAAGCUGUAACGCUGUCACUACAGCCACUCCUCCUGUGUGCAUCCACUCCACUGUCACGUGAGGCCGGCCUCGGGGCACGGCUCAGGAGGUGCUGGUGGCAGGCAGCACGGCGCUGGUUUUCGGCAGGAAAGCCUGGCUUCUCUGUGCUCUUGGAGGUUUCACCUCUUUAUUGAGGACCUGGGGCACAACAUUUUCACACAAAGAUGUUCCCCUUGGCUCCCUGCUUGGACCAGUCUGGAGAAGCAUGGUUUGUUACCUGCUGUGUGUGGGUAAUUGGUUGGCCAAGGGGUUUGCGUACCCACCUUGCAGGCACAGCCUGUAUGGUGCCAGUCUGAUAUGCACAGAGGCUGCUCAAACAUCCGAGGAAGGUGCUGGUGCUGGCGAGCUCUCCCAGAGCACUCCAACAGUGAUGCAGGAACUUGGGAGAGCCAAGCCGUGAGUCUAGUGGUCAUGGAGCUGCAUGAGGAUGUUGCGUGGCUCCCUGAGACAGGUCAGUUCCAGAGGGGAGCAGUGUGGAUCUGUGCUGUCAGCUCACAAGGGUAUUGGGAGAAGCCAGCCUGCUGACUGUCUGGGCAGCAGAGCUGCACCAUGGUGCUUAUCCUUUCCUCCACCCUUGCACCUGCAAGUCCUCAGCAUUUCAGGGCAGGAGCUGUUUCCUGGGGACACAAGCAGACCAUGGGUCCCAUGUCCAGUGUGGCAUGUCUGGGUUUUCUGGAAUGGCGUGAUUUGGGAGGACUCCACACUUUGCUCUGUGCAUGGUAGAGCGUGAGGUUGAGCAGUGUCCCCAACAAACAGCGCUCGUUGCUGGCCUUGGGAAUAUUAUUUUCUAGCUUCAGACUGGUCCCUAGAGACCUGCUCUCACUGGCUGCAGAGCUGUAGUUCUGGGUCUUCCGUGGUUACCCUGGAAAGUAUGAUUUUAGCUCAGCCAUGCAGAGCAGAGGACUGGUCUGCAGUACUGUGUGUUAGGAGCUUUCUCUCCCGUGAGCCUGUGUCUUGGUGAUCCAGGCCUCUGGCAUCUCUUGCUGUUGCCCCUGGGAAGGGAGGGCCCAUGUUCUGGUCCUUCUUCCCCCAAGCCCGGCAAUGCUGAGGCGCGGUUCCCUCCGGCAGGCUGUCUUUCCCCUGCUGUGCUGGUGGGGCUCCCUAGAUGUAUUUGCAUUUUGAGACAAGUGUCUUAGUUGGUUUUCUCUCCAUGCCUGUGCUUUGGGAGACUGGUGAACAAUAAAAAUCUGCCGUGGAGAGCUGUAGCAGAGGUCAGGCAGCUCCUGUGCCCCAGGCUGCUCUCUUGUCACCGCAGUUGUGCUUUGCGCACAGGGGCUGUCAGCUUGAAAGUCAUGUUUUUGCUCUUAAAACCAACCUCAGGCACUGGUUUGGGGUUCUCUGAGUGAUGUACGGGGACGUAUUGCAGCAAACCUCCUCUGCACUUAGGGUAGUGGUCACUCCCUGUUUUGGUGCAUCUUAUAAGCAGCCUCUCGGCAAAUUUUUAAUCAAGGACAAAGGAGGGUGAAUGGUUGUUGAAAAUCCUGAGUUUCUCUGAGCUCCUUUCUGAAAUUGAUUGUUGCAGGUUGUCCGUGUCCCUGCAGGCUUCUUAAAAUGCAAAACAAACCACCCAGCCCAACUUCCUUACUGUCACUAAUGCUUUCAAGAGACGCUUCGUUUUGCUGAGUGGUAACGAAACUGCUCUUCGCCAUCUACCAGCUCCUGGCUCUGCCUGUAUCCCUUUGCAGGAGCUGCUCUGACUGAGAGCAGGUGGGGAAGGUGUCUGGAGCCUGGCCCCUCCUACCCUCAGCCACUCACUUGGCAGAUGCCAUUUAACACUGUCCACUGCAUGUAGACAGCAGGCUGGACUCAGAGAGAUGCUUGUGGAGAAGUGGCAGAUGAGCUGGGGACUCCAGGGGUGCUGUGUGGAGAAGGAAAAGAAGGGUGAUCCCUCCACCCUGUGCUGGAUCUGUGUCAGGAGAGAUUGGGUCUGAUUUAGGAAAGGGCUGUUUGAAAUGAGAACUAAAAGUGAAGGGCAGAGGAGUAUGGAGUCCUGAAAAGCAGUGUCUCGUAGCAGGAAGGAAAGGAAGGACCAUGGAGGCAGCAGGCAGCAGGUUGGGGAGGGACAUGGUGGCAUUUGCUCUUUUCCUGCCACCCAUGUGCAGCUGAACUGUGGAAGUGGCUGCUGCAAGAUGCCUGGACAGAUAGAGGUGUGUGUAAUUCAGCAUGCUUCUGUUCAGGGGAGAAGAGGCCGCCCAGGAGAGAGGAGGAUACAACCCAUUCCUUGAUUCUGCUGAGCUACAGAGGUGGCCAAGCUGGGCUCAGUUGCUGCACCUGCAGCCUUCUGGUCAUGCUAUUUAGGUUGUGCUGGUGUUUCUAGGGCAAAGUGAAGGAAGGUGGAGAUCUCUGCAGAUUAUUUACCCUGUUCUAAGGAAAUGAAGGCUUGUUGCAAGCUUACUGUUUAUCUGUGUUCACUCUGCUUUGAACUUGCUGGAUGGUGUCAGUUGGGGUAGGUGUCAGGUGUGGAUGCUGCCUCUGAGGUCUUGGCUUGCUACAGGCUCUGGCUCUCGGGGAGGAAGGUGCUGCUAGUUCUCCCUCUGCAGUGCAGCUCAGCCAUGCUAUUAGACAUCAGAGAAUCCACGUGGGAGAGAUCGACAGGAAACUGGGCGUUAUCAGUUCCGCUGCCUGUGCAGCUACUCGCUCCUCAUGUCAGCAUCCUCCACGUGUGUGUGGCUGGAGGCGUUUGAUGGGAGUGCUGUCAGCCUGGGGGUGGGAGUGGGUGGCGUGUGAUCACGGCAGAGGCGUCCUGCCUCCACUGCCAGUGAACUCAGCUCCACUGGGUGUGUGGAGCAGGGAGGGAGCUCCUUGCUCCCCCAUCUCCACAGUGGAGAAGUGCUUCACCCUGCUGAUGUUGGGGUGUCCCAUGUCCUUCCGUGCUUGUGUUGGGCCUUGGAUAGGGUAGGGAUACUCCCACUGCUCCUCCCUCCCUACAGUCUGAGAGCUUCUGUGUUCUUGGUGCCAGUUUGUUCACACUUUUUUUCUAGGCCCUGGGGAGAAAAGAGUAGGAUCUGGGGCCUCUUUCUCUCCCUAGACUUGUGUGAGAGGCCCAGGAGAAUGUGGAGAUGAAGCACUGGCUUCAUGCUGAGUGUUGGGGAGAGCACAGGGCAGACCAACCCUCCAGUGGGAGAUGUGCUCUCACCACUGGAUCACCCUGGCUAAUCCUGUGUCAGACCUGACCUAUAUAUGGUGUGAGGGAGGUGGCAUGUCUGUGGCAGCAGAUGGUCUCUUCAAGAGCCUGGGCUCAGAGAGACUUUGUCCUGCUGGCCUCUGGCUAUCCUCAAGGAAAGGAUGGGCCACCUGUCGGCUUUAGAGCAUCCAGGUUCAGCCUGAGUAGCCCCUGCACGUAGAGAACUAUCAAAAGCUUACGGGCUGUCCCAUUGACCAGGGGUGUCACAGGUCCCUGUGGCUGGACUGGAAUCCCUUGUCCUGGCCCAGAAGCAUUGACCAGCAUUACCAACCUUGCUGUAGCAUCCUUUGGGCCCCUCACAUGGCUUUUCAGGCAAAGCUCUGUACUUGGGACAGUGUGAUAUUGGAGUCUGUGUGCAUGGCUGUGUCCCUGAGACAGUGUGGGAAGAGCUGUUUCCACAUGCUCUGAUCCUGUGGCUGGAUGUGUGGUGCCCCAUCCUCACUGGGCACAGCCAUGUGCAGUGUGGCUGUGCCAGGGGAAUGAUCCAGCCUGGCUGGGCAGGGAGCGUGAGCAGCGUGUGAGCUGUGUUCCAUCGAUGGCUUCUCCUGGUGCCGUCCUGAGGACAUCGAUAGCUGCUGCCCACGGGGAAGCUGGUGAUGCUGGAGCGGGUCUGGAGGGAGUGUCUGCAGAGAUAUCCACCAUCUGUGGCCUCUACCUGCUGCCAGUGCUCUGCCCAGGAUCAGACCGUGUCCUGGCAGUCUUGUGAAGGUGCAGUGCUGCCUCUGCCCACAAACAAUGGCAAGGUCAAAGGACAGAGUGCUGUUUUCCUUCUCUUCCCUGUAGUCCCCAUCUCCUGAAGCAAAGAGGCUGUAGUGGAACAGACCUGGAGGGUGGUUGUUCAGGUUUGGGCUGAUUCAAUCCUUUGGCUCUUCCUGCUGGAGUUCUUGCCUGAGUGCGUGGCUCUGACACCAUCAUAGGUCUGCCCUGCUGUGCUGCCUUCCUGUUCUGUGUGUCCCCUAAUAUGGGGACAGAAGCAGUUGGCUGUGGUGCUACUGACAGUCAUGGUAGAGGGAUCUUCCCCCAGAGUGCUCUGUGUCCUGGAGAAUCCUUGAGCCUGGUGUAGCUCCUCCUGCAUGCCUGGAUGUGGGGUGAAGAGAGUUCAAGCUGCUGGUGUCUUGCCCUGCCUGGAGCCUGAGGUCCCGUGUGCCCAUCCGCCUCCCGACGUCACCAAUGCGACCAUGGGAACUGGCAGUGAAUAGGCGGCCGCCCUCUGCCCCUUUUGCCCAGCGCCGUUUCUCGGGGGGACCCUGCAGCAGCCCUGACCACCUCCGGCGAAGCCCCUCUGCCAGGCGUCAGUGGGGACGACGCGAUCGACCUCUGGCAACCCUGCUGGGCCAGGAUGAGCCCCAGGUGCACCCUGCCUUCCCCCAGCAGCCACACGUCCCUGUAGAUGAGCCUCGCGCCUACGCUCUUCCCAGCACGCCGCCACGAAUGCUUCACCCAGCCGCUCACCCACCCCACCAGAACCCAUUCAUGGUGGAUCUGCAUGAUCAGGUGCACCAGGGACCUGUCCCUCUCUCCUACACGGUUACCACCGUAACGACGCAAGGCUUCCCCAUCCACGCUGGCCAGCACAUCCCUGGGUGCAGCACCCAGCAGCUCCCAGCAUGCUCAGUGAUGUUCAGCGGACAGCACUACCCGCUCUGCUGCCUCCCACCCCCGCUGAUUCAGGCAUGUGCCAUGCAACAACUUCCCGUCUCCUACCAGACAUUCCCCCCCAUCAUCUCCAGCGACCAUUACAUCCUACACCCACCCCCACCGCCAGUGCCCCCCCACCAGCCGCCCCACAUGGCCCCCCUGGGGCAGUUCGUACCUCUCCAAGCCCAGCAUCCACGUAUGCCUCUGCAGAGGAUAGACAAUGACGUGGACCUGCGAGGGGAGCAGCACCCCAUCGCAGGCUUCACAUACCCUCCGUCUCACCACGCUCCCACACUGUCGCCCUCCAUGCCGCUGCAUUACCUCCCCCAUGACCCGCUGCACCAAGAACUGCCAUUUGGCGUGCCAUACCCCCAUAUGAUGCCCCGGCGGCUGAACACCCAGCGGUACCGGCUGCAACAGGCACUGCCGCCACCACCACCCCCUCCGCCGCCUCCUCCGUACUAUCCGAGCUUCCUGCCCUAUUUCCUUUCUAUGCUUCCUGUGUCACCAACAGCCGUGGGGCCCACGAUCAGCUUAGACCUGGACGUGGAUGAUGUGGAGAUGGAGAAUUAUGAGGCACUGCUUAACUUGGCCGAGCGGCUGGGGGAGGCCAAGCCACGGGGACUCACCAAAGCAGACAUUGAACACCUCCCGUCCUACCGCUUCAACCCCGAGAGCCACCAGUCUGAGCAGACCCUGUGCGUCGUGUGCUUCAGCGACUUCGAGGCCCGGCAGCUUCUCCGUGUCCUGCCCUGCAACCACGAGUUCCACGCCAAGUGUGUCGACAAAUGGUUAAAGGCAAACCGCACGUGCCCGAUCUGCCGGGCGGACGCGUCGGAGGUGCAGCGGGAGGCGGACUGAGGCUGGCGGGCGCUGUGCCGCACAAUUCGCUAGAGGACAAGGACGCCGGGCUGGGGCGGGGGCUGCUGCCCGCUGCUAGGGCCUGACCCUGCGCUUACCCCCCCUCCCCAAAGCCUCUCCUCGGAUGUGGUGAGCAUUGAGCAGUCUGGGCUCCCGGCCAGCCCUCCUCCUCCCCGCCGGGGCACCGACUCAGCCGGACGCCCUGCCCGCUGCGCUCCCAGGGCCCCGAAUCGUGUUGUGCUGGAGGCGGGAGGUGCGUGGCCGUGCCCUCUGCGCUCCAAAGACGCUGUUGUUGCUCCAUCUCUUUCCAGGUCGUUGUACUCUCCUAGGGAAUUAGUGGUUUUUUCCCUUUGUCACUAUUUUUUUUUUACGAUAGUUUUUCCCCCCCUUGUUUCCUUUUCAUUUCCGUCAUGUUUUUGGUUCCUUGGCCGUUUGCCCUAGGGGCACGCAGGCGGCUCCUCCCCUCAGCGUUGCUCUCAGAGGACGCGGGGAGGAGAGAGGAGGGAGCGCUGCGGGUUUGAUGCCGGCAGCACCCCGGCCCCGGGCACAGCCGGAGAAGGAGGCUGGCGGAGUGUGGCCAAGGUGUUACACCAGCAACCCCGCGGCGUGGCUGGGGCAGAAAGGCAGGAACACAGGAAUGCCUCUGUCCCCGCUCCUGUGCACAGCCUGGCACGGACUCUCUCCUGCCUUGGCUGCCCUGAGGAGCCCCAGAGGGCUAUGGCUGCUUGGGGUGUUUCGCCAGUGUAGGAUGGUGCUGGCGCAGCCCUGGCCCCUCUCCCUGUUCAUUCCCCUGUGCCUGGCCAGCGCAGCUCCCGGGGCCCAGGCCGUGUGGCAUCCCGCAAGGCAGCCAAGCUUGAGGAGGGGACACCAACCCCAUCCCUAGGGCUUUGGGCAUGUGGUUUCCCCCGUGUGCUGCCCGGCCCCCACCUCCUGCUCGUAUCUCUGUCCCGACGACGUAAAUCAAGGUAGCCCCGUGCCCCGUCCUGCUGGCUGGACGGCGCGAUUUCCCCGGCCGUGGGCAGCGAGGGGCCGGCUGGGCUGCGGCCCCCAGAGCGGGGGGGUUUUAUUCAUAACUUCGUGGAGUAUUUUCAGUGCUACCCUGGCCUUGGCCCGGCUGGUGCGGGGGAAGCUGUGAGCGGUCCCCUUGCCACCGUAUCCCCCCUGUCCUUGCAGGCGUGGGGGGAGAAGCCGCCACACCGCCGCCCGGCUCCAUCAAUCCCGCGUGGCCGUUGUUUUGCAUGAUUAAUUAGCGAGGAGGGUGACGGGAGGCGGUGGCAGGGGUGGUGGUGAGAGCACCGCCCUCCCGGCGCGUCGCUGACGCCUGGGAGCUUCCGAGCGGACGCCAGCCCUAUGUAAAUGUUCACAAAUAUGCAUGCAUGUCUGACCAGCUUGGAACGUGGUCUUGGCUACGUCUAGCCGGCUGUGGGGUGAGGGGGGUGGGGAGAGGGGUUUUUGUGCUCAGCUGAUACUGCCAUGCACUGUACUGCACAUGUCCGCAACGCCACAGCAGGACCGUGAGACUUUCAGGGCCGUCCCCGCGGGGUCCGCGCCCGCGGCGGCGGCGUGUGCAAGGGACCGGGGUGGGAGGGGGCGGCUCCCCGC